Molecule: messenger RNA, 4046 nt
Organism: Magnolia sinica
Lineage: Eukaryota; Viridiplantae; Streptophyta; Magnoliopsida; Magnoliales; Magnoliaceae
Product: conserved oligomeric Golgi complex subunit 1
Exons: 6
Coding region: 89-3244 (1051 amino acids)
Biological process (GO): intra-Golgi vesicle-mediated transport
Cellular component (GO): Golgi apparatus; COG complex
Source: RefSeq, a predicted model, not a curated record
CCAAAAGCCCUCAGAUCGCAAUUUCUUAAUGCCAGAGAAUUAGGGCAAAACCAAAAGCCCUCAGAUCGCAAUUCCCCUAAGUUCCGAAAUGAGGAAGCCUUCCCGCCCGUCGACUGACUCCACCGCUGUGGCUCCCUCCCGUGAUGCCGAAUCCCUCUUCAGAUCCAAACCCAUCUCCGAGAUCCGGAAUGUCGAAUCCUCCACGAAGCAAGAGAUCGAAUCGAAGAAGGAAGAGCUCCGCCAGCUUGUCGGGACCCGCUACCGUGAUCUCAUCGAAUCUGCUGACACCAUUAUCCUCAUGAAAUCCUCCUGCGAAUCCAUCUCCUCCAAUCUCUCUGCCAUUGACUCUGGCAUUCAUUCCCUUUCAUCUUCGCCGCUUGAAACCCCCAAGCUCGCUCCUAAUCCUGCCCGGGCCCGAAUUUAUGGGAUCGCCACCCGUGUCAAGUACCUCGUUGACACACCGGAGAAUAUCUGGGGGUGCCUUGACGAGUCCAUGCUUCUGGAAGCUUCUGGAAGGUACCUCCGGGCCAAAGUCGUUCAUGGCCUUAUAACCAGCACCGGUAAUGCAGAUCUUGAUUUCCUCUUGAAUUUCCCGCUCCUUGGGCACCAGUGGCAGAUUGUUGAGAGCUUCAAGGCACAGAUCUCGCAGCGAAGCCGAGAGCGACUGAUGGAUCAAGGACUGAGUGUCGGGGCCUAUGCAGAUGCGUUAGCGGCCGUUGCUACUGGCGACGAGCUCAGCCCAAGGCAGGUGCUUGCACUAUUCUUGGAGUCACGCCGGUCGUGGAUCUCACAGAAAUUAGGUAAUUCUGGAUCUGCUACUUCCGUUUCUUCGGUUUUCUGUGACGUAGUGAAGAUUAUCCAGACUAGUUUAGGACAAGUAGGAGAACUUUUUCUUCAAGUCUUGAACGAUAUGCCAUUGUUCUACAAAACGGUUUUGGGAACCCCGCCGGGCACACAAUUGUUUGGUGGUAUCCCGAAUCCCGACGAAGAAGUCAGGAUUUGGAAAUUGCAUAGAGAAAGAUUGGAGUCCAUAAUGGUUAUGCUCGAACCGAAUUUCGUUGCCAAGACCUGUUUGUCUUGGUUGAAAAACUGUGGUGAAGAGACCGUUGGUAAGAUUAAUGGGAGGUAUUUGAUUGAUGAUGUUAAGAGUGGAGAAGAGCUUGCAUUGGCUGAGAAGAUGGUACGUGAUACAUUGGAUGGUCGAGAUGCAUUGGAGGGGAGUUUGGAGUGGUUGAAGAGUGUCUUCGGAUCUGAGAUUGAGUCACCUUGGAAUCGGGUCCGUGAGCUCAUAUUGAAAGAUGAUAAGGAUCUUUGGGAUGAGAUUUUUGAAGAUGCUUUUGUAAAUAAGAUGAAAGAGGUUAUCGAUUCAGGCUUCAAGGACUUGAGAAGAGAUGUUGAUGUGAGGGAUUCCAUUAAAGCCAUUGUGGCGGGUCCUGGAGAGCAGAAUGAUUUUGAGGCGUACUUUAAGAAGCCUUCUACGGGUGGUGGUGUGUGGUUUUUGGAGCCAAACAAUAGAAAGGUUACUAUGGGAUUGAGCUUGAAAGCAGCGGCAGCAGAUGAGAAUGAUUUCCGUACAUGUCUAAAUGCAUAUUUUGGACCUGAAGUUAGUCGAAUUAGAGAUGCUGUGGACAGUAGAUGUGAGUGUAUUCUGGGGGAUCUUUUGCAUUUCUUAGAAUCCCCAAAGUCUACUUCGAGGUUGAAGGAGCUACUGCCAUAUCUGCAAGAUAAGUGUUACAGAACUAUAUCAACCUUACUGAAGGGACUUGAAGAUGAGCUUGGGCAGCUCUCUACUGCCCUGGACAAUAGCAAAGAGGAAAAGGACUCUCAGCCACCAGCUAUUAUUGUCGAAAGAUCGCUUUUCAUCGGACGCCUCUUAUUUGCAUUACGGAACUACUCAAGUCAUAUUCCACUGGUACUUGGUUCCCCAAGGCUAUGGGUGAUGACUGAAACAAGAUCCACGGUUAAGGCAUCAUCUAUGUCGAUGCACUCCAGGUUGGCUUUGGAUUCUCCUGUGCUUGAUACACCUAGAAAGCAAAUGCUUGAGAGCCCUAGAAGGCAAACUUCAUCAGUUACUGCUGCUCUGUUUGGAGUGGAUGACAUUGCCAAUCCAAAACUCGAUGAACUUAACAAGGUUUUGUGUGAUCUUUGCAUUAAGGCUCAUAGCUUGUGGAUAGCAUGGGUGUCUAAUGAGCUAUCAAUUAUUUUGUCCAAGGAUCUUGACAAGGAUGAUGCAUUGUCUGCAACAAUGCCAUUGCGGGGUUGGGAAGAAAUAGUGAUCAAACAAGAACAAUCUACUGAGGCAUUGGAGAUGAAAAUUGCACUUCCUUCCAUGCCUUCACUCUACAUUACAGCUUUUCUCUUCCAAGCAUGCCAAGAAAUUCAUAGAGUUGGAGGUCAUGUCCUUGAUAAAUUGAUCCUACAGAACUUUGCGGGAAGACUCUUGGAAAAUGUAGUCAGCAUCUAUGCUGCCUUCGUUUCGAAUGUAGAGACUCGUACACCUCAGGUUUCAGAAAAAGGAGUUCUGCAAGUGCUAUUAGACCUACGAUUCACUGUCGACAUUCUGUCUGGGGGUAAAGAUUCGUCCCUUGGCAGUACAUAUUCGAAUGUGCAAGAGGAUCCAACAAAAAGCUUUUUAUUAAAGUCUUCUUACAGACGGAAACAUUCUCAAGUCCAGCCCAACUCUGCUAGUAGAGAGCGUGUCAUGGGAAUGAUACAUACCCUGUCUCAGAAAUUGGAUCCGAUAGACUGGGCUACGUAUGAGCCAUACCUCUGGGAGAAUGAGAAGCAAUCAUAUAACAGAUAUGCUGUCCUCUUUGGAUUCUUGGUACAACUAAAUCGUAUGUACACCGAUGCUGUUCAAAAGUUGCCUACAAAUACUGAGUCAAAUAUAUUGAGAUGUUCUACAGUUCCACGGUUCAAAUAUCUUCCAAUCAGUGCUCCUGCGCUGUCUUCAAGAGGAGCAUCUACAUCAGCUCUUUCUACAUCCUCGGAGGAUAUAUCUUCUAGAAGCUCCUGGAAAGCCUAUGCAAAUGGGGAACUAUCUCAAAAGCUUGAGCUCGAUGAUACUUCAAGCUUCGGGGUUGCGACGCCCUUGUUGAAGUCAUGGAUGACCCAGGUUGGCAGCCGAAUUGGGGAGAGCAAAUUGAGAUUGGGGUCCAUGUCAACAUUUGGCGACAUGCUACCCAUCCAGGCAGCAGGCCUGUUGUCGUCUUUCACAGCUGGGGCUGCCAGGUCUGACUCUUGAUUUGCAGACUGGGCCAUAUUUUUCUCCUUUCCAAGAGAAAGAUCUCCAUAGUUUACAGAAGCAAGUAUAUCGAUUUAUCCUUUCAUAAAUGGGAAGAGGCUGUAGAGCUGCUACUGCUUGAAGACUCGAUGGCAAGAUGGUCUGCAGAUUCAUGGUGCAGUAGACAAGAACAGAUUUAUACUCUGCCUAUGAGAAUGAGAGUUCUUCUCGUUUAUUCCUUUCCAUCGAUUCUCGGAACUGGAACCAGAAAGCAACGGUGUGUAGGAUUAUUUCGGCCAUCUAUGUAGGAUUCUUGGGAGCUGAAGAAAAACCUUGUAAUGCAGUGUAUAGCGGACCUUGCAGGGAAAUCAUGUUUAGUGAAAUCAAAUGAGCACAAGGUUCCUACCCGCUUGUGUGUAUUUUUUAUUUUAUUUUUGGGUUAUUUGUUUAUUUUAUAGCAUAGAUGGAGGAAAAGGGAAAAGAAAGUGAAAUUGAACAAUGCUCAAUGUUGAAGCCUUAGAUUUUGAUAAAGGAGAACUUGUUUAUUGCAUCCUUCAGAAAAGAAUGGAAAAAGAAAGAAAAAAAUCAAUAAAGGACUGCGUGGGGCCCACUGUGAUGUGUGUAUGGCAUGGCCCACAUGAUGUGUGUAUGGCAUGACACACAUGCGUGGGGCCCACUGUGAUGUGUUUAUGGCAUGGCCCAAUUGUGACUUGUGGUUUUAAACUUUGUAAUUAGACAUCAUUAAUUAAAGUAGUUUGCUCAAAAUGUUUUUGAUGUGAUACUAAUUUGAUUUAGUUUAAAUAUUUGAAUUGGCUUGCUUUUA